Molecule: messenger RNA, 5180 nt
Organism: Mugil cephalus (flathead mullet)
Lineage: Eukaryota; Metazoa; Chordata; Actinopteri; Mugiliformes; Mugilidae
Gene: ccdc88b
Product: coiled-coil domain containing 88B
Exons: 28
Coding region: 154-5040 (1628 amino acids)
Biological process (GO): cytoskeleton-dependent intracellular transport; cytoplasmic microtubule organization
Cellular component (GO): cytoplasm; centrosome
Molecular function (GO): dynein light intermediate chain binding; microtubule binding
Source: RefSeq, a predicted model, not a curated record
GCGGAGGAGGGAGGGGAAGGGCCGCACAAAUGUCAAACUACUUCACUUGACGCAAAAUGGAUUCCCUCGCUUUGAUUCAUUACAUGCACAGAGCUGAUAAUAUUUUUUAAUUAGCUGCGUUCCGUGGCGUUCCACGGCCCUCCUGACAUAACAAUGGACCCCAACAUUAAGGAGAUAAUAGAGGAAUUCAUGGAAAGUGCGUUGGCGCAAUGGGUUCAGCUGUUUGAGAAUAUGCUGGAGACUGAGGAUGGCGUCCCGCUCUACAAUCAGUACAUGGAGGUGAACUCAGUUUCCCAGAGCGCCAGAGAUCGCUACCUGAGGUUGACCAAUGGGAUUUUCCUCAACGAGGUCAUGCGGGUCAUAGACCCAAACCCCAAGGUGGAGCGGUUGUACAACAGCGAGAGAGAUGACCACAUGCUGAGAGUCCAGAACUUUUCUAUUUUAAAUCGACACCUCCGAGCCUUCUACCAGGAAGACCUGCAGCAGCUGAUUCUGAUGCCCCUCCCAAAUGUUGCCAUUCUGGGGCAGGACCCCUUAACAGAGGCCGCGGUGGAAGAGAUGAGACGGCUGCUGCUGCUCUUGCUCGGAUGCGCGGUGCAGUGCGAGAAGAAGGAAACGUUCAUUCAGCAGAUCCAGUCUCUGGAUAUUGAGACGCAGGCAGCCAUCGCCAGCUGUAUUCAGCAGGUGACUCAGGACCCUCGGAUGGUGCUGCCGCUUCAGUGGGCGGAGCUGGUGGAGGCCGAGGACGCAGACUUACAGCUGGUGUUCAGCUGCAUGGCCAAACAGGUCCAGAGCCUGCUAGCACAGAGGGACACACAUCUGGAGAGGAUAGCCGAGCUCUGCCGGGACCGGGAGGCCCAGUCUGACUCAACCACGGCGCCCCUGGGUGGCCGUAGCGAGGAGCCGCCCCAAGGUCUGGCGCUCCAGCUGGCAGACAGCAAGGCCAAACUCCGGCGACUUAAACAACAACUGGAAGACAAAGGUGAUCAGAUUUUGGAUUACAAGCAGGAGAUUGAAACCAUGGAGGAGCAGCUCAAGAAGCUUCAGAAAGAGAACCGUUCCCUGCAGGGUGAGGUGAGGGGCAUGCGCGCACUGCGAGAUGAGCUGGACUGUGCCAGAGAGCGAGCGGCGCGGUCCGAGCAGCUCCAGGCUGAGCUGCAGAGCUGCAAGCACAGGCUGCGCAGCCUGGAGCUCACACGCACCCAGCUGAAGGAGCAACAGCAGCUGUGUGCAGCUCUGCAAGAGACGAAAAGUCUUCUCGAAGGGCAGCUGGCGGACGCACGGGCGCGCUGCUCCUUGCUGCGAGAGCUGGAGAGGGACAAUCUUCUCCUGCGUCAGAAAAUCAUGCACGUGGAAGGGGAGCGGGACACGGAGAGGCAGCGAGUUGAUGAGCUGCUGGAGAUGAACAUGAACCUCGAGGCGGACCUGAAGCACAGCAGCAGCGGGGACAGCGUUCCCGCUCCAGUUGUCACACUUCACCAACGUUUCCUCCAAUCCGAACUGGAGUCUGACGAGGAGCUGAGCGAAUUGAUUGAUCAGAAGCCUUUGAGUGUGGAGGUCGGCGAGGCUUCGACGCUGAGGCUGCUGGGAGCCGAGCAGGAAAAUGCGGAGCUGAGGAGACGACUGGAGGAGCUGCAGGCCCAGCAGGAGGCUGAUUCUCCAGAUGCGAAGGAUGAUCUGACUUGUCUAGAGAUGGAGCACCAGAACACACUCAGGGAGUAUCAAAACUUGAAGAAUGAAAACGCCACUUUGAAGCAGAGCCUGGAGCAGCUGGUGGCCAAACUCAAACUCCUAGAAGACAAGAGGCAGGAGGAGGAAGACGUGAGGAAGCCAGACAAAGAGGAGGAGAAGGUGGCCAGAGGAGUCCAGGGCUCUGAGUCCUGCAGGGGAGAAGGUGAGGGAACGGUGAGAAUAAUAGAGGAGAGGGAGAAAAGAGGCGAAGUCACGCAUCGAGAGGCUGGAGUUGGCGAGGAAGUGCUUCACGUUCAAAAAGGUGAACCAUGUGACGAGAAGAUCCAGACUAAGAGGAGGGGAGAGGCAGAGGGAGGGCAGAAAGAAAGGGAGAAACUGGAGAAAGAGAGUGAGCUAGUGAAAGAGAAGAGCGGAGGAACAACAACAACAGAAAUCCAAAGGCAUCCCAUAGAAGAUGAUGCUGAGGCCACAGCUACUCACCUGGCUGUAUGUUCUCUGCCUGGACCCGAUGUGGAGCUUCUGACUAGCCGGCUCCAGGAGGCCCAGGAGGAGACCGACCGACAGGCCAUGGUGGCCCAGGACCUGCGCUCCAAGCUGGGAGAGCAGAGUAAGAAAACCUGGGAGGCUGAGCAGAGGCUGGUGGUCCUGGAGGCCGAGCUGCAGCGUCUGAAGAAAGCUGCUGAGAGCCUGGCAGAGGCUCGCAGGCAGAUAGAGGUUCUUCAGUCUGAGAGUCUGUCUAUGGAGGAGGAGCUGUGCCGCCUGAGGAGCCAGGCGGAGCUCCACAGGAUGCAGACCACGGUCAUCGCCACCCUGGAGGGGGAGCGGGCUGCGCUGGAGAGAGACAGGGACACGCUGCGUAGCACGGUGGACGCCCUGCGCACCGCCCAGCGCAAGGGCGACCAGUUGGAGCUGACCACCCAGACCCUCAGGGCAGAGCUGGAACGCCAGGGCCGCAGUCUGGAGACCUCGCGUCGUCGGGAGGAGGAACUGGAGGCGGAGCUCCGCGAAUCAACCUUGGAGGCUCAGUCUCUGGCCAGGGCACGGGACCAGGCGCUGCUGGAGGCUUCGAGGCUGGAGCAGGAGAAAGAGGUGUGUCAGUCGGAGCUGGACGGCCAGCGCAAAGAGGGGAGACAGAGAGAGAGGGAGGCCGCCAGACUGAGGCAGCAGCUGGAGAGCACGACCCUGGCCCUGGAGCACAGCAACCAGAGAGCCUGUGCUCUGGAUGCUGAGCACAGACGGGUCUGUCAGCAGCUGUCUGAGUCCAAGGAGCUCUGCACUCGACUGCAGGACCGGGAGAAGGAGCUCAGUACUCGAUUAAGCGUCAUGGAGAAGGGUAAACAGCAGCUGCAGGAGCAGUAUGGAGAAGUCCAAGCCAAGAUUAGCUCACUGACCCAGGAUCUGUCCAAUGAGCAGUCGCAUUCGCAGAAGCUGGCCACUGAAGUCGAACAUCUGAGCCAGGAACUACAAAGGGCCGAAGCUGAUCUGAAGGCGGCCGCGCAUUCCCUCAGCCAGUCCCAGGAGAGAGUGGAGUCGCUCUCGCAGAGCCUCAAGAAAAGCGAGUCUCUUCUCCAAGCGGAAAAGAGCAGAGGAAGUGCAGAGGUUAACGCUGUGUCGGGUUCACAGUCGCCACACGAGCAGGAGGCGUCACCUUCGGCCCAAACCCCCAAAUCUGUCAAAGAUGGCGACCUUUCCGUGGCCCGGGAUCUUCCUACGGGAGAGGUGGAGAGGCGGCUGAGCGAGAGGGUGACCGAGCUGGAAAAAGAGAAAGAAGUGGCGGUCGCACGACAAGAGGCUUUGCUGACGCGGCUGGCUCAGUCCCAGGAGGCGUGCGACCACCUCAAGGAGCAGCUGGAGGCGCUGCGUCGGAACUCCCUGAGCCUGCAGGACUCCUGCACCAGACUACAGGCCCUCAACACACAGCUACAGGUGGAGCAAGCGUCACUGAGCUCGCAGCAUGCGACGGUGGUGGCGCGCUGCAGCGAGAGCGAGGCCCGCCGCGCCGCGCUGGAGGCCGAGUCGAAGGUGUGGGCGCGGGAGCGGGACGAGUCGGUGGCCAGGAUGGAGGCUCUGAGGCGCGACCACGAGCGCAUGACGGCGCUGCAGCAGCGUCAAGAGGUGGAACUGGAGGAGCUGCUGGAGAAGCACUCCCAGCUAAGGAGCAGCAACCGCAACCUGGAGGCCCAGCACAGGGAGCUGGAGGGCAGGUACAAAGAGUUGUCGGACGGUAAAACCCAGCUGGAGGAGAGAGAGCGGGAGAUGAAGAUGGAGAGAGAGAAGAUGGAGGCCGAGGCCCAGAGGAGGCUGGAGAGGGAGCGAGAGAUGGAUCGGCUGAAAGACGACAAUGAGAGGCUGCAGGCCCAGCAGAAGGAGUGGCUGGCGUCGCAGGCGGAGCUGCUGGCUCAGGGCUCGGUGCUGAGGGCGGAGCUGAACGCGUCCCAGCUGGAGAAGACUCGGCUGGAGGGGGAGAUCAGCGCUCUGAGGGAAACCAACCAGAGUCUGGACCUCAGCAGCGCCCGGCUCACCAGCCAGUACCAGCUGCUCACCCAGCUGAAAGGGAACAUGGAGGAGGAGAACCGGCACCUGGUGGAGCAGAACCAGAGUCUGCUUAAGGAGAACCGAGCCUUACUGGAGCAGAGCCUGGAGCGCCGUGACCAGCACUAUUCACAGCAGAGGGAGUACCAGGAGAAGCUGAGCGAGCUCCGCCGGGAGAAGCAGAAAUUGGUGGAGAAGAUAAUGGAUCAGUAUAGAGUCCUUGAACCCAGCAUGCAGCCUCCAGCCAGCAAGGCCAAGAAAUCUAACUGGAUUGCAGACAGGAUGAAGAAGCUCAUCAAACCCCGCGGAGCAAGAGAGGGACGGGCUCUCUUCACAGCCGCGGGCAGCGUGGAAAACCUGGCCGACGGCGCCGAAUUUACAUCAGAGACACACACACCUCAGCCUGCUCCAGACCCCCGCAGCGCUCCGGUGUCUCCCUCUCCCUUGAGAAAAUCUCAUUCCCAGACAGAACAGGAUAUCUCGGCUCCCGGGACGCCAGCCAUGCGCACCGGUUCCGGGGGCCGUCGUAAGCUGGGGUCCCGUCACGGCUGGGGGCUGGGUCUGACCAGAGGAGGCUCUGGAGUUUCCCAGUCUUUUAGUCCCGGCGACCAGAAGACUCCACCCCGACUGCGGCUACGCUCCAGCCAGAACUCCUCUGUCCUCUGGGAGGGAGAGGGACGGGAGAAAAAUGCACCUCAGCAGGCAGAUGCGCCGUUGACCAGUCAGGAGAGCGUUGAGGAUGACGAAAGGAAAGACAAUCAGCACUCCAGUGACGACACCACGACUGCCCGAGAUGGAGCUACGGACUCACCCUAGUUCAACUAGUUCAAUUAAAAACAAAUGUUUUAUAAAUUAUGUGCUCGCAGCAAACUGUUUUGAUCAUGUAUGUCUGAAUAUUUUAUACCAAGAUCCUCCUAGUGUUUUUGAAUACAUGAAUAAAUUCUUCAAUCAGUGAA